GCGAAUUCGCAGCAGCGCAGCCAUUCUCAAUCCAUGGCGAUACCUCCUCAAUUCAUGCGCGCUCUUGACAGCUUCAAGGACCAGGCAAAGGAUGCACUAUGGGCUCUCUCUUCAUGUCUUUGCCAGCAGUCAGCAAAGGUCAAGAUAAAUGGACGAACGUUCAACAUAAUUAAAGUUUUGGGAGAAGGAGGCUUUUCAUUUGUAUACUUGGCGCAGGACGAACACAGCGGACGCCAAUUCGCCCUCAAGAAAAUUCGAUGUCCUACUGGUACGGAAGGUGUAAAGGAAGCUAUGCGAGAGGUGGAGGCAUACAGACGGUUCAGGCAUCCAAACAUCAUACGAAUACUGGACUCGGCAGUUGUCCAGGAUCCUGAUGGCGAAGGAAAGAUUGUCUACUUGUUCCUACCAUUAUACAAAAAAGGCAACCUACAGGACGCCAUCAAUGCCAACGUCGUUAAUGGCACACACUUCCCUGAACAAGAGAUGGUGCGCCUAUUCAAAGGUACAUGCCAAGCGGUGCGAGCUAUGCACACCUAUCGUGCUCCAGUGGGACCGGCCCCCGCGUCGAGACAGAACAGCAUUUCACCACGACCUCAAGAGGUUUCUUCCCGUCAUUCAGACGAUGAUGAACGAUUCCCACAAGCAGAGGGAGAUGCAGACGGAGGAUAUUCAUACGAUUCCACAACGAUUCCACUUGUGACGAAGCGCCACGUCGAAGACAAAAGAGAUGUUGUAUUUGAUGGUGAUGAGGAACUGGCCCAAAACAUAGCAGCGACAGACGCGACAGAAGUCGUUCCUUACGCGCAUCGCGACUUGAAACCUGGCAAUGUUAUGAUUGCUGACGAUGGGGUAACACCCAUCCUAAUGGACUUUGGGAGCACGGUGAAAGCUAGAAUUCAUAUUGAAAACCGUUCGCAAGCUCUCUUCCAGCAAGACUUGGCAGCCGAGCAAAGCACCAUGGCUUAUCGUGCCCCAGAACUUUUCGACGUCAAAACAGAUGUAACCUUGGAUGAGAAAGUUGACAUUUGGUCUCUCGGCUGCACCCUAUUCGCACUGGCUUAUUCCCAUUCACCAUUUGAGAACACACAAACUACUGAACAAGGUGGUUCAAUAGCGAUGGCAGUCCUGAACGCCCGAUACAAUCAUCCUCCAUCCGCUUAUUCUCAGGGUCUCAAGAAUCUUAUCGACAGCAUGCUGAAAGUGAAUCCAAGAGAUCGUCCAGAUAUACAUCAGGUUUUAGAGCAAAGCGACGAAGUCUUGCGAACUCUGGCGUGAACAUUGUACCCAGUAUCCUGUUUCUUCCCUCCUUUAUUUAUUUGAAUAAUUAUACGGACCACAGUAAUCACAUUCGUUUAGAGAUAUUUGACCGCAAAUAUUUUAUCAUUCAGAC
Molecule: messenger RNA, 1390 nt
Organism: Guyanagaster necrorhizus
Lineage: Eukaryota; Fungi; Basidiomycota; Agaricomycetes; Agaricales; Physalacriaceae
Product: other/NAK protein kinase
Exons: 10
Coding region: 34-1275 (413 amino acids)
Biological process (GO): vacuolar protein processing; protein phosphorylation; regulation of vacuole fusion, non-autophagic
Cellular component (GO): cytoplasm; Golgi apparatus
Molecular function (GO): ATP binding; protein serine/threonine kinase activity
Source: RefSeq, a predicted model, not a curated record